Messenger RNA from Anopheles maculipalpis, 1239 nucleotides. Its product is annotated as CCR4-NOT transcription complex subunit 3-like. The transcript is spliced from 3 exons. Gene Ontology annotation, biological process: negative regulation of DNA-templated transcription. The record is from RefSeq and is a predicted model, not a curated record. The coding region runs from base 57 to 1238 and encodes 393 amino acids. NCBI's taxonomy places the organism in Eukaryota, Metazoa, Arthropoda, Insecta, Diptera, Culicidae. Gene Ontology annotation, molecular function: transcription coactivator binding.
CGUACGAUCCCGCAAACGGAUUCACGCUGAAAAAGUUAGUGCAAACCCGUCUCAAAAUGAUCCGUGAUCCUGGUGGUACGAGUCCGAAUGAAAAUCAAGACUCACCACCAUCGCCCAAGUAUGAUCGAAUAUUGGGACGACCAGCUCCACCGGAUGAGACAGAAAUACCACUGGACAUGACUGUCCGGCGGAAGGAUUCGUCCGAUGGGCAGGGCUCACCGACCGGAGUCGAUCCUGGGCGGGAUGUACCGAUCAAUCUGAAUGUGCGCCCGAGCGUAAUAACGAAAGCGCCACCGCCACCAAUAAAGAAACGCAUCAGCCACAUGCACACCAACGGUGAAAUAGUGCUAAAAAGUAGUGUGAGAACGACGACCACCGUCGAGUCGGCACCGAUCGUGAACGUAUCCUCCACGUACUGUGAUGUGUCGAUCGAGGAACACUUCCGCCGUUCGCUCGGUCCAACGUACAGCUCCAUCUACGGUGAUAAGCAGCAACUACCGCUGAACGCGCUAAACAACAAUACUAGCCUCGGAGGACAAGCACCGGUGCCUCAUAUAGCGCAGCAAAAGGUCCAUCCGCUGCCACUUCCGCUGCUGUUGCAAAAGCACUCGAUGGAAACGAGCGAAUCGUUACCAGGACUGGCAGGCCCGGGACCGGUUGGUACGAGUGGUGGCGGUGGAGGAGGAGGAGGGAUGCGGAACCACAGUAGUAGCAGUAUUAGCUCUAGCUCGUCCAUCAGCUCGAACAGCAGCAUAUCGAGCAGCUUGAGCAAUACGAGUGGCAUUAGUAGCAGUAGCAGCAGCAACAUCCCCAACAGUAACAUCAGACCAUCCGGUCCGAUCGCUGGUGGUAUACGUGUGGUCGCACCGGAUACGAUCGAGCUAAAGCUUUCGAGUGAUCCCGCACCACCGGUCCCUCUCGUACCGGCAACCGUCCUACCACCGUCACCCGGUGCACCGUCAGCCGCCGCUGCCAGUGUGGCCAUUUCGCUGACAUCACCGAAACACCUGCAUCAGCAACUACCGCCAGCGCCGGCCAUUUCGCCCGCCUCACUCACCACCACCAUGUCCCUAGCGUCCUCGUCCCCAUCGUCCUCGUUGGCGUCUUCGCCUGCGCCGUUUCUUACGACGACGACGCAACAGAAGAGGCCCGAUUCGGGCGAAGAGGUGGACGAUCAUUUCGCAAAAGCGCUCGGUGAUACGUGGAAGAAAAUUCAGGAAAGCAAUAUGAAUUUGUGAG